GAGGCCUCUGGGGGAGGCCUACCUGGAAUGGAGUCGGGUGAUGGCGUGGCUCCCGAGGAGAACGAGGCGGUCUGCUAGCUGUCCCACCCUUCCCCGCACUCCCUUCACUCGUCGCCGCGACCGCAUAAGGAAAUGGGGGUUGAGGGUGUGGGCCGCCAGUGGAAAAUGUAGCCCCCUCGGAUGACCCACAUGCUACAGUUCUAGUUCGUUACCCCACUGAGCGCUUAUUAAGUGCAGUGUAGUUCAGGUUCCGGGGAUGCAGCAAUCAGUGAGACAGCCGCAGGGAACUUUCAGCCCAAUGGGGAAGUGGAUAUUAAUAAAUUCUGAUCAUACCUCUGCCCCUGCUCAUAAUGACCCCAUUGAUUUUGGGCAGAAGCACGUUCCGAAUAUUCACGGGCCCUCUUGGCUUGGCGUCGCGCAGCUUCUUCAUCCUCGGCCUUGCAGCCCACUCCCCUUCCCCUGUUACAGGCUCCUUGGCCUUGUAAAACGUGGUUCUUCGUUCAGUAUGUCCCCCUGCCCCCGCCGCCGCUGUUGUGGGCUAGUUAAUUCCACUUCUCAAGUCUUCCUCGGUUAGGGCAUUCCCCCUGCUUUCAGUAGCACUGUUGACAUCAUCAUGGGGUUGCAGACCACCAUAUACCUUAGCACUUAACACAGUUGUAACCUCACACUUAUUUUAGUGCAAGUCACACAAGAACAAGAAGUUUCUUUCCUGUGUUUGAAUCCCUAGUGCUAACCAAAUUCCCGUGCACAGAGUCUACCUCAGUAAACAUUGACGGAGAGGGCAAGCAAAUAUAUUUGUAAUUGCAGUGUAAGAUACUUGAUAUAAGAAAAGGAUACAUGUCCAGCAGAUCUGACUUAAUUUGGAUCUUCCAGGAUAUGACUUUCCAAUUGAGAUCUGAAGCUGUGAAAGGAGUUGUUAACAGCCCCUGCCCUUCAUUGAGAGGGAGCUCUGGUGAUGGCAGCCAUGCGCCUGAAGACCUGGCGCCAGGAGGUGGUGACCUUCGAGGAUUGGCUAUCUACUUCACCUGGACAGAAUGGGCUGGCCUUUCUUCUGCACAAAGGGACCUGUACAGGGAAGUGAUGCUGACAAAUUAUGGGAACUUAACUUCCCUGGGAUACCCUGUUUGCAGACUUGCCCUGAUGUCACUUCUGGAGGAAGGGGAUUUGUCUUGGGGCCUGGAGACACAGGAUGAUCCACCUGCAGAGAGUACCAAUGAUGUCUGUCAAGAUACUGAGACCAACAUUAACAGUGAGUCCACAUCAACACAGGGAAUUUCUGAAGAAAGAGAUGUCAUGUUGUCACAUGGUUUGCAGAAGAGUGUUCUUCAGGGAACCAACUUGCUAGAAACCAGUGAACUGGAGAAACACCAGGAAAUCUCCACAGUAAAAAAUAUUAAAGGAAAGGCUUCAAGAAUCCACUGUGCAAGGAAACCCUUCAUAUGUGAGGAGUGUGGGAAAUGCUUCAGUUAUUUUUCUUACUUUGUUAGACACCAGAGAAUUCACACCGGGGAGAAACCCUUUGAGUGUAAUGAGUGUGGAAAAGCCUUUAAUGGCAAUUCUUCAUUAAUCCGGCACCAGAGAAUCCACACUGGAGAGAAACCCUAUCAGUGUGAAGAAUGUGGAAGAGCCUUUAAUGAUAAUGCAAAUCUGAUCAGGCAUCAGAGAAUCCACAGUGGAGACAGACCCUAUCUCUGUGGAGAGUGUGGAAAUAGUUUUACCAGUAGUUCUGAGUUCGUUAUACAUCAGAGAAUCCACACUGGGGAGAAACCUUAUGAGUGUAAUGAGUGUGGGAAAGCUUUUGUUGGUAAUUCACCACUGCUUCGACAUCAAAAAAUCCACACUGGAGAGAAACCCUAUGAAUGUAAUGAAUGUGGCAAAAGCUUUGGAAGGACUUCUCAUCUUAGCCAACAUCAACGUAUUCACACAGGGGAAAAGCCUUAUUCUUGUAAAAUAUGUGGGCAGGCCUUCAAUUUUCAUACGAAACUAACUCGGCACCAGAGAGUCCACAGUGUAGAGAAACGCUUUGACUGUGUAGAUUGUGGAAAAGGCUUUAGUGCUCAGGAACUAUUAAAAAGGCAUCUAAGGAUCCAUGUUCAGGAGUCUUCCUCUUUAUGUGCUGAGUGUGGAAAAGUCUUCACUAGCAAAAGAAAUCUUCUUCAGCAUCAAAGAAUCCAUACUGGCCAGAAACCCUAUGAGUGUGUCAAGUAUGAAAAAACCUUUAGGACUUCUUCCAAGCUAGGUCAUCAUGAACAUGUCUACCCCGGAGAGAAACCUGUCCUGGACAUUUGUCAUUUUGGCCUCCCAGAAUUUUUCACCCCCUUUUACUGGUAAUAGUACACUAAAUUUCCUUUUGGAUUUCAUCUUACACUCCAGUGGGUUGUGUGACACAGGCCUAGCCACAGAUUCCUUCCCCUAAGCUAUAGUUAUUGGUUCAGAUGUCAGUAGUUCACCCACAAUGGUCCAAUUAGAGCCCCAGGACUUGGUAAGAAUUAAUAGGAAGAAAUGCUCUUCUUUUUUUCCUUAGUCUUACAGCGGAGAGGAAGUCUUAGAUUCUUGUGGAGACAGAAUAAAAUUAACAGAGUCAAAGAGGAAUCAGAGUUGAAGAGCAAUCACCCUGGAAUCUUCUGUUAGAACAACUGCGUUAAAUCAUAUCUGAAGCCAGAAAUACAUCUGGGUUUUUUGAUUCCAGUAACCAAUACAUUUAGCUUUGUUUUUGU
Molecule: messenger RNA, 2717 nt
Organism: Leopardus geoffroyi (Geoffroy's cat)
Lineage: Eukaryota; Metazoa; Chordata; Mammalia; Carnivora; Felidae
Gene: ZNF19
Product: zinc finger protein 19
Exons: 5
Coding region: 838-2331 (497 amino acids)
Biological process (GO): regulation of transcription by RNA polymerase II
Cellular component (GO): nucleus
Molecular function (GO): RNA polymerase II cis-regulatory region sequence-specific DNA binding; DNA-binding transcription activator activity, RNA polymerase II-specific
Source: RefSeq, a predicted model, not a curated record